Molecule: messenger RNA, 3804 nt
Organism: Choloepus didactylus (southern two-toed sloth)
Lineage: Eukaryota; Metazoa; Chordata; Mammalia; Pilosa; Megalonychidae
Gene: CTDSPL2
Product: CTD small phosphatase like 2
Exons: 13
Coding region: 577-1977 (466 amino acids)
Molecular function (GO): phosphoprotein phosphatase activity
Source: RefSeq, a predicted model, not a curated record
AGGAGGAAAAACCGUCCUUCAGGUCUCCGCCUCUCCACUCCCAACGCUUUACUCCCUACUCCCUCUGCGAACACUACACAGCCAGCUACGGAGGCCCCUAAAGGACAAACAUCCUCCGGGCCCUGGUGUAUCCUAAAAGGUUUUGUCCUUGUUACUCCCUCCGGUCCUAAGGCUCUGCGUUCAAUUUUUGUCAGAAUUUCGGACUCUCGAAUUUCUCCCAGCAGCAGGAACUCCAAGGCUCUCCACGGAAGCAAAAGCUGUCUUUUGUUUUGUUUUGUUUUAUUUUGCCGCUGGGACCGUCCGCAUUCCUUCCCUCCCACCUCGCGGAAUUGUGGCGGGAGGGGGAGGAGGAAGUCGAAGCGCCUGCGCGGAGAGGCCGCUUUCCAUCCGGGUCCCUGUCCGUGCGGUGCAGCAGGUCGGUAGGCGGGAAAUGGCGACUGGCUGAAGGAGCUAGUUCUGUUGCUACUACGGGCUAAGCGGGAAAGACACCAGACAUUGCGCAGUCGGGACUAUCGACGGAGCUUGAGGACACUUCUCUGUCGUCACAGUUAGUUUUACAUGUGGCACUCAUAAAAGAUGAGGCUGAGAACACGGAAAGCUUCUCAGCAAUCGAAUCAAAUCCAAACACAACGUACUGCCAGAGCAAAGAGGAAAUAUUCAGAGGUAGAUGAUAGCCUUCCUUCAGGAGGAGAAAAACCACAGAAGAAUGAAACUGGCUUGUUGUCUUCAAUUAAAAAAUUCAUUAAAGGAAGCACACCCAAGGAAGAGAGAGAAAAUCCUUCGAAGCGGAGUAGAAUUGAACGUGAUAUAGAUAAUAAUUUGAUUACAUCAACACCAAGAACAGGAGAAAAGCCUAACAAACAGAUAUCUCGAGUAAGACGGAAAAGUCAAGUAAAUGGAGAAGCUGGUAGUUUUGAGAUGACAAAUCAACAUGUAAAACAAAAUGGAAAAUUAGAAGAUAAUCCUUCCUCUGGCAGUCCUCCAAGGACUACAUUGUUGGGGACCAUAUUUUCUCCUGUGUUCAACUUUUUUUCACCAGCAAAUAAAAAUGGAACAUCAGGAUCAGAUUCCCCAGGACAGGCUGUGGAAGCUGAAGAGAUAGUAAAACAACUUGAUAUGGAACAGGUGGAUGAGAUCACUACCAGUACUACUACAUCAACUAAUGGAGCAUCUUACUCAAAUCAAGCAGUGCAAGUGAAGCCAUCAAUAAAUAAUGGUUUAGAAGAAGCAGAAGAAACAGUUAAUCGUGAUAUCCCAUCCCUUACAGCACCAGUAACUCCAGAUAGUGGUUAUUCAUCAGCCCAUGCAGAGGCCACCUAUGAAGAAGACUGGGAAGUAUUUGACCCCUAUUACUUCAUCAAGCAUGUUCCACCACUGACAGAAGAACAACUAAAUAGGAAACCUGCUCUUCCAUUGAAAACAAGAAGCACACCAGAAUUCUCCCUAGUUUUAGAUCUGGAUGAAACAUUAGUGCACUGUAGUCUCAAUGAGCUAGAAGAUGCAGCACUUACUUUUCCAGUCCUUUUCCAAGAUGUCAUUUAUCAGGUUUAUGUGAGAUUAAGACCAUUCUUCAGGGAAUUCCUGGAACGAAUGUCUCAAAUGUAUGAGAUCAUUCUUUUUACUGCUUCUAAGAAGGUGUAUGCAGACAAGUUACUGAACAUACUAGACCCUAAAAAGCAACUGGUCAGGCACCGGCUUUUCCGUGAACAUUGUGUUUGUGUACAAGGAAACUAUAUAAAAGACUUAAAUAUCCUUGGAAGAGAUCUUUCAAAAACUAUAAUAAUUGAUAACUCACCACAAGCCUUUGCAUAUCAGCUUUCUAAUGGAAUCCCUAUAGAAAGCUGGUUUAUGGAUAAAAAUGACAAUGAACUCCUGAAAUUAAUUCCAUUUCUGGAGAAGCUUGUAGAACUGAAUGAAGAUGUCCGACCUCACAUCAGAGACAGAUUUCGCUUGCAUGAUUUGCUGCCCCCAGAUUAAAUACAAAGACUUGUCAAAUCACUGAAGGGGGAAAGAAUGCAGGACCCUUUUGGACUAAGACAAAAACAUUGCCAUUACUGUUGAAAUUUUGCAUUUUUGUACCCCGUCUUGCUUUUCUUAUCUUUGGUGCCCAAUAAUAAUCAAGGGUUACAGAAAGAGACAUUCUCUAUCUCAGAUUGAAUACAUACAGUAGGUAGGCUAAAACAGAAGAGUCUUUAGAACUAGUGCAACUCCAGAGGAAAUUUUUUUAUGUACAGGACAUCUGCAGUUUAUAAAGAAUUCUGUUUCUGCCACCAGCAGUUUGACCUGUAGUCACACAGGAUUUUAUGAUAAUAACAGAGAUGAAAAUGGACUUUUAUUUUCUCUCUGUUUGGUGCUCUAAGUGGGUUUGUAGCCACUUUUCUGUUACUUUAAGAUUCUCAUUUCAACAGGAAUGGCCAGUAAAAGUUGUUUUAUUUUUCCUGUUAAGGUUUAUAACCUUUUUACAUUUUUGACCUGUAUUAGAUUAGAAUUUCAUUAUGCAUUCCUUUUAGUUGAGGCGCUUCUUAGUUUUCUGGAAAUAGUAAAUUUUUAGUUUUUUAUUAUACAUUUGAAUGGCCGUUUUCCUGCUUUGUCUGCCUGCAUAUUGUAUAUUUGUUUAAAAAUAUUCUCUACUUUUAGUCCAUGUAAGUUUCAUUUAGAAAGACAUGCAUUUAUAUUUGUUUCUGUAAUAUUCUCCUGUAGGUGAAAUCUUUUCAGAAAUCAAGAGACUGGGUAAAUAAGAAUAUAUGAAUGACUAAUAUUCAAAAGAUGUUUAAACCAUUGUGAUGGCAUGUAUUCCAAAUGGUGAUAUCUUGCAAUGGCACACAGAUUUAAUGGAUAAAGGUAUACCUCAGACUUCACUGUGCUCACCAAUCUUUGAGGAGAAUGAGUUUGGUCACCUGAUGGGCUUGAUUUGAUUACUGCUGCCUUUGGUUUUCUCCAGGAAUGAAGUAUUCAGCACAGUGACUCAGUAUUUUUAUUAUUUUGCAUGGGCUGGUAGUACCUCUGUUAUGCUUUUGGUUACAAUCAAUUUAAAACUCUGUGUAACAGUCUUGGUACCUAACAGUAGCUAUGCAUAAUCCUGUGGCACAGUACACUCCAGGCCACCAAUGCAGUUAAUACGUUCUCAUAGUGGUUUUCUAUGCUAUAUGAAAAUAGUCUUUAAGCCUUGGUUCUCUAAUGCGGCUACCAUAAGAGGUGGAUAUUUUUAUAGUGGUGUGUAAUCUCCUUUUCGGGAGGCUUUUUAUGGAAGGUAGAAUUUGUAAAAGUUAGUAUGCUUUGCCUCUCGACUGCAUUAACAUGCCACAGGCUCAGACUGUUUUUGUGUAAAGGAUGUCAAAGAACGGCACUUUUUCUAAAGAGAAGUUUGAUAUUUUGUAUGCUUGUUAAGAAAGUACAGUAUUGGAAAUUAAAGGUGGACAACUGAUAAUUGAGGAGUAUGUCAGUUAAUUUUUUAUGUAUAUUACCUGUUUACUUGUACAACUUAAUUGUACAAAUUACAUGCAGCUUCAUUUUCAAAUGAGUCCUUAAAAUAAGGAAAUCUUUUUAGGAAAACAUUUAAUUUUUGUAUUUUUGAUUUUAAAGGCAUGAGUUAUGUCAAUUUUCAGUGUAUUAAGAUUUUAACUUUUCAUCAGGUUGAGUGUUUUCUUACUAUAUUAUCUGUUGUGUAUGUAGUUAGCAUAUUGUGUCACUGAACUGUUUAAAAAAUUUAGCAUGUAGAGCAAGCCUGUUUUGUGGAAAAUCCUUAUUCAUUAAAAAAAUAAUCAUGGCAGAUUUUCUGCAAAAAAAAAAAAAGGCAAAAGCAUU